This is a messenger RNA of Mauremys reevesii (Reeves's turtle), 900 nucleotides long. Its product is annotated as protein eyes shut homolog. The transcript is spliced from 2 exons. The record is from RefSeq and is a predicted model, not a curated record. Gene Ontology annotation, molecular function: calcium ion binding. NCBI's taxonomy places the organism in Eukaryota, Metazoa, Chordata, Testudines, Geoemydidae. Bases 1 to 900 code for a protein of 299 amino acids.
AUGACUAUAAAAUCAAUCAUUCUUGUAAUGGUGUCUCUUCAAACCUACACUGCAAAUGGACAGCUAAUAUGUGAGAGGCAAAUGAGUGUGGAAUGGCGCACACAACCAAAGCACCACGUCAUGAAAUGGACUGUGAUGAACAACAUCUGCUCGAACUUCUACACAGAUUGCUGGAAUAUAAAUACCAAUAUUGAAAGGAACAUCCUAGAACAUCAGGCUUUGAAUGUCCCUCAAAUAUGUCCCUUGCAGCUUCAGUUGGGGGAUACUCUGUUCAUAUCUUCAGAAGCAUCUUUUCAGUCACAUGGGAUGAAUUUGGGGAAUGUUUCCAUGGAAGAAUUUAUUAGGUGCCCCCCAAAAGACUUUCUUCAAGAUCAGUUGAUUUUUGGUUGCAGGUUAAGAGGGAUGCACCAAGUUGACCCUCAGUGGCUUGAAGUUGGAACUCAUUAUUUUGCAGAAGUUCAGACCAAAGGACCACCGUUAUGCAACCUGGGCCUUCGGCUCAAUGUAACAGUGAAGCAGCAGUUUUGCCAACAGUCUUCAAAUGCACCUUUUUGCUCCAGACAUGGCAGAUGCUUAAGCCAUGUAUGGGAAGAGGCAUAUAACUGCCACUGUUUUCAACAGUAUUCUGGAAGAUUCUGCCAGGAGUUUGAUGCGUGUUCUAGUAAACCCUGCCAGAACAAUGCCUCCUGUAUUGACACAAGAGAAGGAACUAUUGGGGAUUCCUAUGAAUGUGCCUGUCCCUCACAAUUUGCAGGUAAAAACUGUUCAGAAAUAAUUGGACAGUGCCAGCCUCACGCCUGUCUGAAUGGCAACUGCAGCAAUGUUACUCCAAAUACUUUUCUUUGUGAAUGUAACAAAGACUUUACAGGUAAGAAAUUCAUUUUAUUUUCUAUGCUGUAA